AUGACGCUUCCCAGGGUCCAGAGAGGUCUCCGCUUCAGUCUGGUGAUAUUUGUUGCUCUGAGCUCCGGGCAAGUCCCAGGGAGCCCUCUGGCCCACAGAGAGCUUCCAGUGACCCACUUCUCCGUCCGCUCCACCAUCAUGUCCCGCUACGCCCACACCCAGGUUGUGUCUGUCAUGACCAACCCACACUCAGAGGCCCAGGAAGCCAUCUUUGACCUGGAUCUACCCAGCCUGGCCUUCAUUUCCAACUUUACCAUGACCAUCAAUGGCAAAAUCUACAUAGCCGAAGUCAAAGAGAAGCACCAGGCUAAGAAAAUGUACGAGGAAGCCAGGAAACAAGGGCAGACCGCUGCCCACGUGGCCAGCCAAGACGAUGAGGUCAAGAAGUUCAAAAUUUCCACAAAUGUAGCUGUGGGUGGAGAGGUGACAUUUGCCUUGACCUAUGAGGAACUGCUCCCUCGCCUCCUGGGGAAGUACCAGCACGCCGUGAGCAUCAGACCCGGCCAAGUGGUGCCGAAUCUCAGUGUAGAAGUGACCGUAUCAGAGAGGACUGGCAUCGAAUACAUCCAUGUGCUGCCCCUCCGGACCAGCCACCUGCUGACCAACACUGUCAGAGGUGAGGCUGACUUGCCAGCAUCCACCAGGAUUGAAAAGGAGGAAACCUGUGCCCGGAUCACCUUCACACCAGCACCAAGCGAACAGGCUGCCUACUCCAGCCGGGGCAUCAUGGGGGACUUUGUGAUUCAAUAUGAUGUGGCUAUGAAGGACGUCAUUGGUGAUGUGCAGAUCUCCGAUGGCUAUUUUGUUCACUAUUUUGCCCCCAGAGGCCUACCCCGUAUGCAGAAAAACAUCAUCUUCGUUAUCGAUGUCAGUGGUUCUAUGACCGGAACGAAGCUGAAGCAGACUAAGAAGGCUAUGCAUGUGAUCCUGGGAGACCUGUGUCCAGAAGACUAUUUCAACAUUGUGACCUUCUCUGACACUGUCCACAUCUGGAAGACUGCCGGCUCUGUCCAGGCUACAUCCCCGAACAUACAAAGGGCCAAAGCCCACAUUGGCAGAAUGGAGGCAGGCAGAUGGACAGACAUGAACGCAGCUCUCCUGGCAGCAGCCUCCAUACUGAACCAGACUGGCGGCGCGGGGCCUUCAGGAGGGGCUCGCCUGGUCAUCUUCCUCACAGAUGGGGAACCCACAGCGGGCGUGACUUCACCCACCCACAUCCUCGCCAACGCCCAGAGGGCCCUGGCUGGCCAGGCGGCCCUGUUCGGCCUGGCUUUGGGAGACGAUGCCGACCUGCCCCUCCUCCGCCGCCUCUCAUUGGAGAACCGAGGCACGGCUCACCGCAUCCGAGAAGAUCAGGAUGCCGCUGUGCAACUCAAAGGCUUCUAUGACCGCAUCUCCUCCCCAUUGCUGUCUGACAUCCACCUCCACUACCAGGCCAGACAAGCUGGGAGGGCUGACCCAGCAGGGAGCCACUUCCCCAACUACUUUGGGGGCUCUGAGCUGGUGGUGGUGGGUCAGCUAGGUCACGGAGAGCCUGAGCUCUGUGUGCGUCUAGAGGCCCAGGGCCCACACAACCGCCUACUCACAGCAUCCCGGAUCGAGAAGGUUGCUAGUGGCAAGGAGCCGGCCUUUGGCUGCCCAUCCCACGGGGAGAUCAACCCGGGUCAAGGAUUCCUCCAGCGCCUUUGGGCCUACGUGAGCAUCCAGGGCUUGCUGGAGGCCCACCUCAGAGCCAACGACUCAGCCACCCGCAGACUGCUGACUGACAAGGCGCGCAAUCUCUCUCUGCACUUCCAUUUUGUGACGCCCCUGACUUCGCUUGUUGUGGUGCAGCCACGGGAAAGAGAAGGGCAGCAGGCCCCACAUCCAACCCUGACGGCCGUACUCCAGCCCACAGCCACCGGGAAGUUCCCAAGGCCUCCUGUUCAGCCCGGCCCCACCAAGCCCCUGCUCCACGGAGCCAAAUUCACCACCGCUUCACCAGGGCCCUCGUCUGUGUCCAAAGCGGGGCACCUGAGGCACCCUGUCCCCUAUAAAUCUAGCUCCCACUUUGCCCCCAGACCUGGCUCCCCAGAUCCCCCAAGUCUGACAUUCAGUCCCUACAAACCCACUUCCCCUUCCCCAACUAAAGCCCAAACUCUGUCCCAACAAAGCCCAAGCAUCCCAUCCCAGCGUCCUCCCCCCAAAGGGGAUCUGCCGGCCUCCCGUCGGCUAAGCUCCCCAUCACUCCCGAGACCUGCCACUCCAUCUUCACAAAAUGUCACAGCAAGUCCUGCUGGUUCAACAGCAUGGAAUCCCAGCCCCUUGCCUCCCCCUCAACCCAGAGCAGUGGCAGACCCCAAUCUCAGUGUCCCAGGCCAGUCUGGUCCUAACUCCCAGUCUUCCCUCAGAACUAGUUCCUUACUCCCCUCAAUCCCAAGCUCCCCACCUCCCUAUAACUCAAGCACACCCGAGAUCAUCCGUGUCCUCAUUCUCCCCGAGGAGCCGGGCCAACUUCUGGAAAGCCUGCCAGAUUCUGGAUUCUCCGAGUCCUUGAAGCCCCCAGCCAUCUACACUUUCCCCAAUAGCCGUGGCCAAGGCAGCAGACGUGGGAUUCAAGGCGAGCCUCCCAAGUCCCCAGUGGUUUUCACCUUCUCCUCUUCAGGUAAGGAAACUCGUUCAUUUGCUGUCUGUUGGCAGGGGGCCCAACAGAUGAAAGAACCCCCCCCCCGGCUUCCCCCACCACCUUCCUUGAUGGGCACGGGUAUCUCUGUGCCUUACAGUGGAUGGGGAUCCACAUUUGAGAUCCAGCUGCCAAACUCAGAGAGUAGAAUCUGUUUCACGGUGGAUGGAAGAGCAGGGGACACCCUUCAACUCAUCAGUGACCCUGAAGCAGGGCUGCAGGUCAGUGGCCACCUCCUCGGGGCACCUCCAAAGCCAGGCCACGAGCACCGGACUCGCACCUACUUUGACAGCAUUGUGGUGGCUGUGGGAAGACUUGAGGCCCCUUUUGUUAUCCAUGUGAGCCUCCACCAGGUCGGCCUCGAGAUGGAGGACCUGACCAAGAGAUUCAGCUGGGACCGGCCUCUUCUCACCUUGCAACCCAGGCCUGGCCUGGAGCUGAUUCUACAGCACAAGAGCAUCCUCACCAUCCGCCUCAGUCCACACCUCGAGUUCCUUAUCAGGAGGCAUCGGGACAGGCACCCCACAGCCCUGAGGCGCCCCCAUCUUGGUUUCUACAUAGUUAAUGGGCACGGCCUGAGCCACUUUGCUCGGGGCCUCCUAGGUCAGUUCCAGCACACCGAUCUCUUUGUGAAGCAAACCGUGAGCGGGGCCUGGCUAGAAGGGCCACGAGGCGCCACCGUGCCCCUGGCUCCUGCUGGCCUGGGCCAGGACUGGCUGUCAAGGAGCCUCUGCUGGAGGGUGAAGCCUCAGGAUGUGGAGAAGCUGCUGGGGAGUCCCUACUCGGCCUUUGUUCUAUGAGGCCGCCCUGCCCACAAGCCCCUCGGGCUCCGAGCUGCCCAUGGCCUGCAGACUCUCCUGCCCUUCUGCUUUCUCCUUCCUGCUCUUCUCCCUCUCCCC
Messenger RNA from Sarcophilus harrisii (Tasmanian devil), 3561 nucleotides. RefSeq names its product inter-alpha-trypsin inhibitor heavy chain family member 6 (gene ITIH6). The record is from RefSeq and is a predicted model, not a curated record. Gene Ontology annotation, molecular function: serine-type endopeptidase inhibitor activity. Lineage: Eukaryota; Metazoa; Chordata; Mammalia; Dasyuromorphia; Dasyuridae. Gene Ontology annotation, biological process: hyaluronan metabolic process.